UCCAUUGGAAAAACGUUCGCUCUGUCUGUGGGGACGGUCAAACACCGGAGCUCUGUGCAAUUUGCUUUUGUUUUUGCGACUUUCACGAUCUGCUGCUACUCUCAUCUGCAUCCAGAGACACCUCAGACACUUUCCGUCGUCGCAUGACUGGAUUCCAACCGCUAAUCUGAACGGAUUGUGCGCCCGAUCAACCUGUGAAACAGCUACCCGUGUGUGUGGUGCAGAAUAGGCUUACGGUGGUUAGUGCUCUUCGGCGGUGAAUUUUCAGUGUGCACUGGUUCUGUGGCGGUUUUCGGAGCAAGACUGUGCUGCCAGGACCAUCGGAAGUGAACUUCGAUAGUUUGGUAUCGCCGUCAAGCGCGCAUACCGUUGGAUAAUUCGUCUGCGCCCCUGGAAUGUUGCCUUUAACAUUCCCAUCUUGACCCACACAACAAGGCGUCAACGGCGUUUCCCCAGCGCGUUCCACCGCUGGGGUUUCCGAUGGGUGGCUAAGAUCGCAUGGAUGCGGACAGCCUACGGCAUCAGCAGCAUACGAAGCAGCAGCAGAACAACAACACCAAGCCUACUCAUCUGUCACAUACCGGCGGCACGCUGGUGUCUGUGCAGCCUCCGCAGCCCCUGCGCUGCGGUAGCCACGGGGCUCCUAACGGCCUCCUUUACCUCGCCACUGGCUCAGAGGGACCCAUGCCCCCCGGCCUUAGAGGGGACGCCGGAGGCGCAUUGGCCGGCCAGGCGUCGCCCCCGGCGCUUUCGCCAAAUCUUCCAAGCAUCGUCAAGGUCGAGCCUCGGCUGCCGAGCCCAUGUGUGAGCUCGGCGGACGGCGGUAUGGCCUUCUCACCUUCCAAACGGAUACGGCAAGACGACGCGGGCUCCUGGAUCGCUUCGCCGGGUUCCCAACUAUCUCUGUCGCCGCCACCUUUGCUCAACGGCACUGCCAGCAGCAGCAACAACGGACUGUCGCCCGCGUCUUGUUCUUCCUACGACACGUACAGCCCCAGGGGUCCAUGCAAAGAGGAAAUGAGUCCGAGCAGUGGCGUAAAUGGCUACUACGUGGACAGUUUCGGAGAUGCCAAGAAGAAAAAGGGUCCCGCUCCAAGACAACAGGAAGAGCUGUGUCUCGUGUGCGGUGACAGGGCGUCAGGGUACCACUACAACGCACUCACCUGCGAGGGGUGCAAAGGUUUCUUCAGGAGAAGCAUAACGAAAAAUGCUGUGUAUCAGUGCAAGUAUGGCAAUAACUGUGACAUCGACAUGUACAUGCGGCGCAAGUGUCAAGAGUGCCGCCUCAAAAAGUGCCUCAGUGUUGGGAUGCGGCCUGAAUGCGUGGUCCCUGAGUACCAAUGUGCUAUCAAGCGGGAGUCAAAGAAGGCACAGAAGGACAAGGACCGGCCCAACAGCACGACGCGAGAUGCAGGUCCCCUGACACCGGGCAGCGCCGGUGGGGGCCGGGAGAGUGGGAGCGGUUCGGACGAGGAGAAGAAGCCAAUCAUAGUGCCCAUAACGGGCAUCAAACCAUUGUCGGCAUCCCAGGAGGACCUCAUCAAUAAGCUAGUCUACUACCAGCAGGAGUUUGAGUCUCCUUCGGAAGAAGAUAUGAAAAAGACUACCGCAUUUCCCCUCGGAGACAGCGAAGAAGACAACCAGCGGAGGUUUCAGCAUAUUACUGAGAUCACCAUCCUCACAGUGCAGCUUAUUGUGGAAUUCUCCAAGAGGGUGCCGGGAUUCGACACGCUCUUACGGGAGGACCAGAUCACGCUUCUCAAGGCUUGUUCGAGUGAAGUGAUGAUGUUGCGUGGUGCUCGGAAAUACGACGUCAAGACUGACUCUAUAGUGUUUGCCAACAAUCAGCCCUACACACGCGACAACUACCGCAGUGCCAGCGUAGGCGAUUCAGCGGACGCUCUCUUCCGCUUCUGCCGCAAGAUGUGCCAGUUACGGGUGGACAACGCAGAGUAUGCCUUGCUGACGGCCAUCGUUAUAUUCUCUGAACGGCCGUGCCUGGUGGACCCCCACAAGGUGGAACGCAUCCAGGAAUACUACAUCGAGACGCUGCGCAUGUACUCCGAGAACCACCGGCCGCCCGGCAAGAACUACUUUGCCCGUCUCCUGUCCACCCUCACGGAGCUGCGCACGCUGGGCAACAUGAACGCCGAGAUGUGCUUCUCCCUCAAGGUGCAGAACAAGAAGCUGCCUCCAUUCCUAGCCGAGAUCUGGGACAUCCAGGAGUGAGCGCAGAAGGAGUGGACUCGUUGAGCCGUCGUGUUUUUUUUUUUUGUGUCAUGUUUUUUUUCAAGCGGGCAUUGUGGACUUCAUCGCGCCAGACAAAGCACUGCACCACGGCUUGGGCGGAGACUGUGCAGAAGGAGGGAAGGCUGCUCCAAAAGGGGAAGAGGCAGAUUUUUUAAAAUUUUUUUUAACCCUUUCAUUUUUUUUGUUAUCGUUCAUUCCAGCCCUAGCAUUGUGGUAUCGACAUGCCAGCAGAGUUGAGGUCGUCUCGGCAAAGUUACAGAGGCUGAAAGAGAGAGGUCCCCCCCCCCUUUUACGAUGUACAGUGCACGCGUAUGUUUUGUUUUUAGUGACUGUUUUUAAAAGGCCUAAAUUGAGAUGAAAUCGUUACGUAUUUUUACGCCGAUCGCGGUCUUUUUGAGAGUGUUUUAACAUGUUCUACCUCGUUGUACCUCUUUUCUUAUGAAUUUCAUUUUUCUCCCUAGUCUUACCACAAAGUGCCUUAUAGAGACAGGAUGCUAAAUUAGCGUCCUCUACCUCUUUGUCUUAGCGUCGCGGCAGGAUUUAAAAAAAAAAAAAAAGGAGAUGCGCUCGCACCCGAUUCCCCUCUCUUUCUUUCUCUCGAGACAGAGUCUUCUUUUAAACACCGCGUUAAGUUUUUAAGGGCAGCAGCACCACCGACAAAGUGCAAACAAGAAAAAAAAAAGAUAUCGAGGAACUCGGCGUACUUAGCUGCUGAAGUUACGAUGGUUGUGAUGAUGCGCGGAGCCAAAUACGGAGAGACGACGACGUUUCAUGUUCGUUAAAGAGCAGCUCUUGGCAACGCAUGCACACAAUGCUGGGUGCGUUUACAUGACGGGUACGGUCGCGAAGUCAACGCACAAAGUUUUGGAGAGUGUACAAAGGAUGAUGUGAGUGGGCGGUUCCGUACCGCUUCCAAGCCCCCGUAACAGAGGUACGACUGUAAAUAUAUUGCCUGCAGAUGCGUGUGUGUGUGUGUUCGGGGAGAAUUCUACCGGUGACAAUGAUGGAGAUGUACCCAUACGUUUAGAACUCUGUCAUGCCAGCCCUCUUCCCCCUUUGUUCAGUGCAUUUUCCCCCCUUUCGUGCGGCGCUGGCCAUGCCGGGCGGCGCGCGUGUGAAAUAUUAUGUGUACCUUGUCGAUCUCAAGACUUCGCCGUCGGAACUAUGGUGCAUCAAAGGACUGGGCAAAACAAAGGGAAAAAAAAAAAAUGUCGACGUGUUUAUCUUCCUCAUCUGUGUCACGGAACGUUUUGUGUUUCUCUUUCGCAUCCCAUGGCAGCAACAUUGCAUGAACAGUGCCAGAGAAGGAAAUACAAAAAAAAAAAAAGGACAGCACUUUCUUUCUCCGCAGUUCAAAGUUUUUUAACUACGGCCCCCCCACCCCUCCCACUAUGAAUCUCAAAACAAUGCCACAGGGACAGAAACUGCCAUCUUUCCUGUUUUUUUUUAUUUUUUAGUUUCCCAUCGCGAAGAUUCAGAGCUCGCGUAACACAGUGGUGCUUUUUCAUCUCUAGCUCAGUGGGACCGUCACCGCUGUACAGCGACUGGUGGCGUGCGUCUUGGCUUUCUCCGAGAAAAAUACUGUGUGACACAAAGAAGGGCAAUUUGUGCAGAUGAACUGAUUUAUUUUAUUGGGAACGACUACUGCUUCGACGACUACGAUUUCUCAUGGUUUCGGUACAUCCGCAUCACCAUUGACAUCAACAGCUUUGCUCUGGUUCGAGCACACCGCAUCUUGUGUUUGCGCCCUUGUUGUUCUCAUGUUAAGCCAGGUUGUUUGUUUACCUGGAUGUGCGGGUGGGCACCUAGACCUGUUUGUGAAACAAAUCGCUUUGAGAAAGAAAUUAUGUUAUGAAUAUGAGUAUUUAAGAUCAUGUCAGAGCACAUAACAUUCAUGCCCAUGGCUAACUGUGUACCUGACUCGGCAUCUCCCUCAACGGACAUGAAGUGCUCUUUAAAAUUUUUUUCAAAAGUCAUCUUGUUUAAAACUUCAGAGUAUCCCUGGAAAAUGUAUGCUACAAAGUGUCCGAUUGGUUAUGUUAUGGACCCCAACAACACCGAAUAUCCUCUGAAUGUACGAAUAACGUCCUAACGGAUUCAUACGUCCGAUGGACAUCUUAGGGAUGCCCGUUGGAUGUGUGAAUUCCUCAGGACUCCUUAUAGAUCCGAUGGACGUCUUUCAGAUAUCCAUCGGACGUAUGAAUCCGUUAGGACAUCAUUCGGACAUCCAGAGGAUAUUCGGUGUUGUUGGGGAGGUUUUGCCCUGAAAUUCGAAAAAAAAAAAAAACCUUGAUGUUGCCCUUCCCACUCGCACACUGUAUCAUUGCUCAUUGUUUACCAUGUUAAUUGUGGACAUCAUGCCUAUUUCCAAACAUGAAAAGCGCACCAUGUUUUAUCUUUUCUUUUAGUGUUUUUGUCCUUGUUUUUUGUAAGAUACAUUUUACAAUCCCUGGUGGAUAUUUAUUAUUGCUCUACGAGAUUUUUUUCUAUGUUAGAAAAAAGCAAAUGUUGCACACUGAAAACACAAAUGAACGAUGUCGGUCGGCGCUGUUUUCUUUUUUUUUAAACAAAGGGUGGAUGGUGGCAGUUGUGUAAUAUAAGUAAACGCAUAUAUAUUAUAUCGAGAAGCGCUAUAUUAUGUACGCAAUUGUGACUUGUGGCGUUUCUAUAGUUAUACUAACCAGAAACAGGCAGUGAGGAAGUCUUUACGCAAAAGUGAGAGCCAGCAUGCUUUGGUGGACGGAAAACAGAGCGAAGCUUGUGGCGGCGGAAGAACUGGUUACGGCUAGCUUCAGAAUUGUGAACAUGUACCGCAGGAUCUUCCAGAUGUAGUGUUUUUGCAGCAUACCUAUAUGCGUUUCUGCUUAUUAUUCGUAGCUAGGGUCUCAAAGUUUCCAGACUUUUAUUUUCAUUUUAUUCUCCUUAAUGUCUGUUAUUGAGAGCUGCAGGAUUAUACACCCCUGUCACAUAAAUCAUUGAAACCAACUGCCAUUGAGCGUGCUGCCAAGCAUGCAACGUUUGUCAAUCUGCCGGGGAGCAUUGGAUCCGGUGCCCCUCGAGAAGUUGACACGUGGCGUGCUUGGUGGCGCCACGCGCAUAUUCGAUGGCCGUUGACUUCAAUUAUCAUUGAAGACUGCUUGUGCGACAGGGGUAUCAGACACAGCAAACGACCUCGAUGUGUUCACUGCAGGAUCUCGUUCGUAUUAGGCGUAGUGGUGGCUGUCAGGAGAAACCAUUCAUUGUAGCAGGGAUAGCCGCAAACAUUGACUUUUUGUGUCGUACCGUACGGCAUUAUACUCUGUCGAGGAGUUGACUGUGAUGAAGAAGUGCUACUUGUCGCUCGCGCGCGAGGAUAACGGGAAAAUAAACUUUGUGCCUUUAUAGAUGAAAGCCGUGCAUAUACUUUUAGCUGACGUGGCUGACGGUGCUGAAGACAAAAAAAAAAUUUUUUUUUUGGAGUAGGAACAUUUCUUCGUGAAAUGCGCUCUGCCGUAGUGACCUUGUUACACUUUUAGCGAAGACACUUCCGUCCAGUACUUGGGAAAACUGCCGCCUUGUAGCCAGCAACAUUGUGCGUCUCAACUGCCACGGUCGAUUUACUAGGUGCAGCUAUAGAGCUAUUUUCUCUGCCAUUUUUAACAGCUGCCAUUGCCAAUCAACCAACUUUGUGUCACCGAGCGUAACGGGGCUUUUUAUCAUUAAUAUCGUUGUAAACGUUUGUCUCCGCAAGCGUGUCCGUUGAAGACAUCAGUUUACGCGCAGUUUAAAAAUUUUAUUUCCCGAAGACAAUCUCAUGUUCACAGUUCUGAGGCUAGCGGAGGUUAGAGGAGGUUUUCGGUCUAAAGGUGCAUUGCAAGACAGGACUGGUGUUGUUUACCGUUGCUUCUUUCACUUCCUUUUUUUUUUUUCCUUUCUUUCACUUGGCUCUUCCCCUCAUGAUUCCAAGAUACAGCAGUUGUGUCCUGCAUUAUUUGUCUUUUCCGCAGAGGUUCUAAAACAGGUGAUUGGGUGGUGGAAAAAAGUGCAGUACUUCCUACGUGAAGUAAUAAUAAUUAUGAAAUUCGAAUGACAUGCUACAAAGAUAAUCGAAAUGUUUCCUAUCUAAACAUUAAUAGUGCUGGAACAACUCCGCUGAUGUAAUAAAAAAUUUUUUUGUUGCUUGUCUAUCCCAACCAUCGAAUGCAACGUCCUGUCACGUUAUAAUUGCCAUUUCGUACAAAAAAAAAAGAAAAGAAAAAGGAACAGUAGCUCCCUCCGUCACCGUUUCAUUUCGAUGCAAUACAGAAGCAAGAGAAUAUCACGUCAACCGAUCAAACUUUAUUUUUGUGAGAGACGACGACGAGGCAAUUACUUUGCUGGUCCUAUUUCGAAGGGCCCCUAUUUUUCGAGAGAGAGAGAGAGAGAAAUAUCUUUACACAAGAAAAAAAAAAAACAAGUUGCUGUGGUCCUCAUUGUUUCCAGAACUACGGAGUUACCCCCCCCCCUUUUUUCCCGAAUCUUGUUGUGAAUGUCAGUUGUUCCCCCCCCCCACCCCCCGUCUCCCCCCCCCCGAGGUUGCCUUUACUAUUUAUUACCCCCAUUUUCUCUGCCUGUGUUUCCGACCGCUUCUCGAAUGAAGCGAUUAUUGUUGAGGAACGUUUAGUGUGCUGCAUAAAGAAGAAAAAUGAAAGGGGAGUCCUGUGACAGCUUUUCUGUUUCAUCAAACGGAGCUAUAUUUAAACUUGUGAGCCAUUUUUUGCUGCCUGUACUGUGCAUGCCGUGCAGAGUUGUUGGUUAUUUUUGCAUAAUUGCACUGCAUACGAGAGGAAAAAAAAAUUACUAUUAUCAUGGCAUUACUAACAGUGUUGUAAAUAGACCGUGAUGUUUGUAUACUUAGGCAGUGAGAAGACAGAACAACAUCCGGCUAAGUUAUGUUUGUUGGAAAUGUGCAAAUUUCUGUUCUUUGUCCUCAAGUGAUAUCACAGUGCGUCGAAGACAUGUACACAGGUGUGUGAAAGGAAAUCGAAGAGUAGGGCUGUUGUACGCUGAGUACUUUUUUUUUUCUCUGUACAGAUUGUAUCUUGCAGUGUUCUAUAUUUUUAAAAUUAAAGACCUUGGCCCGAUUUACCAUUAUGA
Ornithodoros turicata is the source of this 7365-nucleotide messenger RNA. Its product is annotated as ecdysone receptor-like. The record is from RefSeq and is a predicted model, not a curated record. The coding region runs from base 499 to 2229 and encodes 576 amino acids. Gene Ontology annotation, biological process: ecdysone receptor signaling pathway; cell differentiation; positive regulation of transcription by RNA polymerase II. Gene Ontology annotation, cellular component: nucleus. Gene Ontology annotation, molecular function: RNA polymerase II cis-regulatory region sequence-specific DNA binding; ecdysone binding; zinc ion binding. NCBI's taxonomy places the organism in Eukaryota, Metazoa, Arthropoda, Arachnida, Ixodida, Argasidae. The transcript is spliced from 10 exons.